CCGGUGGGAGGCCGUCGCCAGCGGUCGGUGGAGCGGUCGGUCGGACGGACGGCGGUCGAGCUCAGCGGGAAUGGCCGCCGUGGAGCGCACAUGGUGGGAGCGGGCAGUCAGCUAAGAGCCGGCCUCUGGAGAGCCCGGAGCGGAGACGCGGGCCGGACGCGGGCAUGGUUUCGGUCCAUAGGUGAUUCAGGCGCUUCUCUUUCUACCCGUGGCAUUCUGGCGGUCAGGCAGCAACAAUGGUAAAGCACUUCUUUGAUCUAUCUACUCUCCGGAGUUCCUGGGACCAAGUUGCCUCUGCAUUUUGGCAACGCUAUCCAAACCCCUACAGCAAACACGUAUUAACUGAAGAUGUGAUUUACCGUGAAGUGACCUCGGACAACAAGCUGCUCUCCAGACGUCUGCUGACAAAGACCAACCGCUUGCCUCGAUGGGGGGAGAUGGUCUUCCCGACAAACCUGGCGCGCUCCGUCUUUGUUGUAGAAGAUUCCAUCGUUGACUUCCAGAACCGAACGUUUACCACAUUGACGUGGAACAUUAACCACUCGCGUAUUAUGCUGGUGGAGGAAAAGUGUGUUUAUCGUCCAAACCCAGAAAAUCCAGCAUGUACGCAGGUCCAGCGAGAGGCCUGGGUCACAUCCAGUGUGUUCGGCUUUUCACGUGCAAUUCAGGAAUUCGGUCUUGCCAGAUUUAGAAGAAAUCAGAUAAAAGCGACAGAAGGUUUUGAAUAUAUACUGGCUAAUUUGCAAGGUGAAGUACCGCCCAAGACUUUAAAAGGAGCGACGGAGAAAGCAAAGGAGACCGCCCUGGCAGCCACUGAAAAGGCAAAAGAUCUGGCUUCCAAAGCAGCACCUCAGAAGGCAAAGCAGUUUGUCUGAAAGCACCAGAUGAUUCCCGAUCGUAAAAAGGCAUCCUCUGUUCUUUUGGGUGAAGUGUACUUUCAACAUGGUUCUUGGUUCCAAGAAUAUAGUACCAAAAUCUCUAGAAAUGACCUUCUAUUGAUUACACUGAAUGUUUACAGCGUUACCUUUUGUUUUGUGUUUUGGUGCUGACUGUUAUCUGAAAGUCUUAUUGUUUCAAUGGAUUCGAUGAAUACAUACAAAUGAUUUUUAUUUUUAAAAAAAGCAAAUUCCCAGGAAUCUGUAACCUUCUUUCACUUGGCCCCGGGCCACUGUGAAUUAGAUGUAUGUAAGAAUCAAUAUUUUCAGAACUUUAGAAAAAAGUUUUUUUUAAAUCAAAUGAAUGAAGCAAUUAAAGAGAGCUCGGUUCACAGCAUUACAGCACUGAGCAAAAGGCACAGUGGUGGAGGAACUCGAUAAAUCAGACGUCAUUGGGCAGAUGAAGGUUCUGGUCAGAACCCUUCUUCCGUCUGACCUGAAAUGUCAUCUGUCCAUAAUGCUGCCCGACCAGCUCAGUUCCUCCAACGCUUUGUUUUUAGCUCAGGAUUCUGGCGUCUGCAGUGUCUCGCGUCAAUAGUGAAACAAUGUGAAGCCAACUGCAAUGAUUAAGCAUUGAAAUUGACCCUGUAAGAAGAACUGUGUGGACCAGUAAGAAGUACUUGGACUAGGUGGGAACUUUUAUUUCCUCUGAGUGCUCUGAAUCAAACUGGGAAGCAGAUUUAGGGAAUGUAAUCAAGGAAAGGCUUCUGUCUGAUUUGGUACGAAUUAUUUAUUUAUAGUUGAGCAGAAUUUUUAGCCUAUGUUCAGGAAUUUGUCUUCUCGGAUAUUUAUAAGUAGCCCUCGGUUUUAAUUCUUGCAGGAAAACCUCACAUUAAUCUUUGUUUUGAAUGCUUAUUUUAAUGAGAAAAUGAGUUGUGCCGUUAAUCUGGAAAGUGGUGACAAUGGGCAGCAUUUUGAGUUGGGUUUGAAAUGUCACCUUCUCAUUUCAGAUGAGAAUAGAUACUAAAAUAUGAAUCCACAUUGAAUGAAGAGCAGAGGGAAGGGCUGGCUGGUGGCGGUUUUCUGGUAGAAUAAUUCAUCGUUCCGAAAAAUAAGUUUGAAUCUGAGCAAAAGAUUGAGGCACACGGCUGGUAGAGCCAUUGCCUCACAGCCCUAGAUCCUGAUCGUGGGUUCGAUCCUGAUCUUGGGUACUAUCUGUGUGUGGAGUUUACACCUUCUCUCUGUGACCAAUGAAAAGUGAGAUAACAUUGAACUAGUGUUAAUGGGUGAUCGAUGGUCAUUGUGGACACAAUUGACCCAAGGGCCUGUUUCUACACUGUAACUCCAAAACUAAAAUACAUAGAACCAGUGCGAGCAGGUGAUGGCUGGUUCGCAUGGACUCAAUGGGCCAAAGGGCGUGUUUCCACGCUGUGUCUGUAAAAAUAAAAAAAAACAUAGAAUUAGUGUGAGGUGAGUGGUAUGUGGUCGGCAUGGACUGAAGGUCCUGUUUCCGUGCUGCAUCUUUCAAUUUAACUGAGCGGUAUCUUUUAGUUUUAAUUAUUUUUUUUUUACCUCGUGUUUCUCCUACUUGUUAUUUGUUAUUUUUCUGUUCAGUUUUGCACCUUGCAACACACGGCUUUUGUGUUUGUGCGAGUUGUGCAGUGUGGUCCACGAUACCUGAACAUUCUUCUUGAAGCCGUCACGGCCACAGGAUUCCCCAGCCUGGGUCACCCAACCUAUUCCGUUGAUCCUGCUGUAGCCGUGUAUUUUUCCACAGCAAGACCAAAAGGAGAACUGGUCAGCUGACAGGUAUCAUCACGAGGACGAAAGAGAAAACAACAGGUUUUUUCAAACCCGUGCUGACGAAACCUCUCCUGACGGUUAAUUUUGUUGUCAUUGUCCAACUGGAUGGGUGAAGUUUACUAAAUCUGUUUGUUUAGAGGAGUUUCUAUGGAUUUAAUUUUCUCCAACCUUUUGGAACUGCCAGUAUCUUUCUUGAUGUUUAAUAAAUGGCAACUGGAA
This is a messenger RNA of Leucoraja erinaceus (little skate), 2897 nucleotides long. Its product is annotated as PRELI domain-containing protein 1, mitochondrial-like. Gene Ontology annotation, cellular component: mitochondrial intermembrane space. Gene Ontology annotation, biological process: phospholipid transport. Bases 237 to 875 code for a protein of 212 amino acids. Gene Ontology annotation, molecular function: phosphatidic acid transfer activity. The transcript has 6 exons. Lineage: Eukaryota; Metazoa; Chordata; Chondrichthyes; Rajiformes; Rajidae. The record is from RefSeq and is a predicted model, not a curated record.